GGCUCCGAGGAAAAUGUCUGCUACGAAAGAAUCGAGAAUUGAGUUACAAAUAAUAAAAUAAUAGUGAUAUUAUCAAUUAUACGUUAUGAAUUGAUCAGAUUAAACAGAAGUAUGGGCGGCGGCGAGUUGACGAGAGAAACGAAGCUUUGAUCUGAGUGUAGUGAAUCUCAUAGACUUAGUGAAGUGAUGUGCAUGAGUGUGUGAAAUGUCUGACGAAGAGGACUCCUCGCCCGAUCAGGCGUUGGUGCCUAUCAACAAUGUGCCAGUGUUGGGCAUCAAACGUCUCAAACAAAUCGAGCAAAUGUUCAUAGCACGUCGGCUCCACCCGCGAGGCAACGGACUCAGUGUAGAGACACUUUUGGACGUGCUAUUAGUGCUGUAUGAUGAGUGCUGUAAUAGCAGUUUGAGGAGGGAGAAAGCCGUCGCCGAUUUUAUACAAUAUGUGAAACCAGUGGCAGUGGCGUUGAAGCGCCUGCGGCUGUCGCGCGAUGACUUCGAACUGGUGAAGGUGAUCGGCCGUGGCGCUUUUGGAGAAGUGUGUGUUGUACGGGCUUCCUUCUUACAAGGCUCAGAUGGAGGUGCAAAUGCAGCGGCAGGCAGUGGUGGUACGAUAUCAACCACUACAGGUGAACGAGUUUACGCCAUGAAGAUACUCAACAAGUGGGAGAUGCUCAAGCGAGCAGAAACAGCAUGUUUUCAAGAAGAACGCGACGUGUUAGUAUUUGGCGACAGGCGGUGGAUCACCAACCUCCACUACGCGUUUCAGGACGAACACAAUUUGUACCUGGUAAUGGAUUAUUACUGCGGAGGUGACUUGUUGACGCUACUAAGUAAGUUCGAAGACCGGCUGCCCGAAGACAUGGCCAAGUUCUACAUCGCGGAAAUGGUGCUCGCUAUACAGAGCGUGCACGAACUUAGAUAUGUACAUAGGGACAUAAAGCCGGACAACGUCCUCCUAGACGCAAGCGGGCACAUCAGACUAGCGGAUUUCGGGUCAUGCCUGCGUUUAGGCGACGACGGCAAGGUGCAAAGCAACGUCGCAGUUGGCACGCCCGACUACAUCUCCCCAGAGAUACUUAGGGCUAUGGAAGAUGGCCAGGGUCGCUAUGGUCCAGAAUGUGAUUGGUGGUCAUUAGGUGUGUGCAUGUACGAAAUGCUGUUUGGAGAGACGCCUUUCUACGCCGAGUCCCUCGUAGAGACGUACGGCAAGAUCAUGAACCACGCUCGAUCCUUCCACUGCCCGCCGCCCGACGAACACGCGGCACAGGUAUCCGAGGAGGCCAAAGAUCUGAUAAGGAGGUUGAUCUGCUCAUCAGAAAAUAGAUUAGGAAAGAAUGGAUUGCAAGAUUUCAAGAACCAUCCCUGGUUCGCGGGGUUGGAUUGGGAGAAUCUCCGCGAGAUGCAAGCGCCCUUCGUGCCUGAUGUGUCCAGUCCCACUGAUACGUCCAACUUCGAUGUCGACGACACCGAUAUUAGAUCAUCCGAUGCAGUACCACCUCCGUCCGCCUCUUCAGCGUUCUCGGGACUCCACCUGCCGUUCAUUGGGUUCACCUUCACAGCUGGCUCGCGGUUCUCCGACCUCGGCGCUCCUGCCAGCCCUCUCAGUCCUGCUAAGAACGCGCCUAGUCAGGCACCAUCGAAUUCCGGCGAGCGCGCCGCGUUAAAGGCCUUAGAACGCGAGAACGCGUUACUGGCGCAGACCAUCGCGGAACUACGGGCGGGCGGAUCUCAGUUCGCCGGCAAUGAAGAGUCAAUCCAACUAAAAGAAGAUUUAUCUAUUUUGUCGAAGAGAAACGCUGAUUUGGAAGCACAAGUCAAAUGUUUCGAGCAACUCAGUUCUGGAAUUACUGCACAAGAUAUAACAGCAAACACGCCGCAAGAGGCAGCGGCGCGGAUACGCGAUCUCGAUAUCAAAGUCAAAGCUCUGACACUGGAGAAGGAGGAACUUGUCAAGGAUAAAAUUGAUAUUUUGGAGAAACUAAGGCUACAGGAAAAGGAACUGAAGGACGAGAUAGAACAACGCAAGUUAGCAAUGACUGAGUACAGCGAAGUCACCGAAAGACUCUCGGAGCUGAGACAGCAGAAACAGAAAUUGUCCCGGCAGGUUCGUGACAAAGAAGAAGAGUUGGAAGUGGCAAUGCAGAAAAUCGACGCUUUGCGACAGGACAUCCGUCGGUCUGACAAGGGUCGUCGCGAGCUUGAGGCCCGGCUUGAUACUGCCAUCGCUGAGUCUACCAAAGAACGCAAACUCCGCGAAGAGACUCUCCGCGGCCAGCGCGUGGAGACCGGCGGCCCGCCCGGCUCGGCCGCCGCCGACGUCGCGCGGCUGCAGCAGGAGGUCGACGCCUUGGAGCUUCAAUACAAGGAGUCCCUUGCUCAGCAGCAGGCUCGCUAUAACGCAGAACUCGCGGCUAUGAGGGAACAGCUCCAAGAAGGCGACGCUAUGCGCAACGUGCUUAACCGAGAGCUACAAACAUCCAAAGAGAAGCUGGAGAGCCGUCGCCUGGAGCAGCUGAGUGAUAGCGAGGACAAACAGAUGCUCAUCAACGAGAACAGAAAACUCGCCAAGGACCUUGACGCUAUGGCGGAGAACGGGCGGCGAUGGCAAGCGGAACGACGGCAGUGGGAGAUGGAGCUCGACGAAUUACGGGCCAAGAAGGAAACCAUGCAGCACUGGGAGAACCAGUUAGCGGACAUCAUCCGGUGGGUGGCGGAUGAGAAAGAAGCCCGUGGGUACCUUCAAGCGUUGGCUACGAAGAUGACAGAGGAGCUUGAAUAUUUGAAACACGCUGGCGGAGCGCUGGCGUCGCCGGUGGCGGCGGGCGCGGGCGUGGGCACGGGCGGCUGGCGCAACCGGCGCAGCCAGAAGCUGGACAAGAUGGAGAUCCUCACGCUGCAGAGCUCGCUGCACUCCGAGAUCCAGGCCAAGCAGGCCGUGGCCGAGGAGCUCAGCAGGACGCGCGCCGAGUUGCUCGCCAGCCAGAGAGAGCUGCUAGAAACGCGCGCCCGACUGGACUCGCUCGCCCACGACAUGAAGCGGAAGGAGCAGCACAUCCGCGACAUGCAGGCGCGCCUCGACCAGCCCACGCCGCACCCUGCCACCAACUCCUUUCUGGAUCGACCAUCGUCGCAGAUGAGCUAUCUCGAUCAGUUUUUGAAAGAAGCGCCCACGGAACGACACUACGACAAUGUGACCACUAUAAAUAAUGAACAAAAGAUAUCGCCGCAGUAUGGGUACAGAAAUGCUCAGCAUUGUUGCAAUGUGAAGUUAAUGUACGGGUCCCAGCAGUCAGCAGCUUUAAGCGGUUCCGUGGAGUCUCAAGACGAGAUGGAAGGGCGCGCCGCCUCUCCCGCAUCAAGUAAAAGCUCGCCUAGUGAAUUAUCUACGGAUCAUUCCCUGGGCCCGGCGAUACCAGGCAAGCAAAAAGUCCACCAGUUCCUAGUGAGGACUUUCAGCAGUCCCACCAAAUGCAAUCACUGCACUUCGCUUAUGAUCGGCCUGACCCGCCAAGGGGUGGUGUGCGAGACGUGCGGGCUGGCGGUGCACACGCGCUGCUGCGCACGCGUGGCUCCUCGCUGUCCGUUGCCGCCCGAGCGCUCGCGGCGGCCGCUGGGCAUCGACCCCGCCAGGGGGCAGGGCACGGCCUACGAGGGCUACGUCAAGAUAUACUCAGCCUGCGUAAUAGUGGACGCGACCGCGGCGGCGGCCUUACGCGGUGCGCUGUGCGCAUGCGUCCUGGAACGGUCGCGAAUCUGCGUGGGGGGAGAACUGGGACUAGCUCUGCUCGACCUACAGAGGGGGGAGCUGACACCUAGAAGACAGCAUGCACCUGUCGCACAGGCGCAUUAUGUACCUACCGAACAGUUGUUGGUGGUGAUCGCGGGGCGCGGGCGCCACGUGCGCCUGGUGCCGCUGCGCGCGCUGGAGUGCUCGGAGGUGGAGUGCGUGAAGGUGGCCGAGACCAAGGGCGCGCUGGACCUGGCCGCCGGCGAGCUGCACGCCGCCGCCCACGGGUUCGCCGUCGUCUGCAAGCGCCAGAACACGUACAUGGUGACCGUGUAUGAGAUAACGCGAACGGCCGCGCGAAGAAUGCGGAUCGCAGAGCUGCGGGCGCCCAGUGCUGUGCACAGCAUCCAGCUGGUCCGGGGACGACUCAUUCUCGGCUACAGAGGAGGCUUCGCUGCGCAUUGUCUGCCUGACCCGAGACAACCAACACGAGACCAGCCUGCUGUUUCAUUGGUACACCCCGAGAACCAAGUGAACCUGUUCCUGUCGCACUCGGGCGCGCGGCCGCUGGCCUGCGCCGCGGUGCCCAAUUCCACGGACACGCUGCUGGUGUUCAGUUCGCUGGCGCUCUACGUGGACCGGAACGGGCACCGCGCCAGGGACACCGAGCUCAUGUACACGGCACCGCCGCUCAGACAUGCUAUAAACGAAACGCAUCUGCUGAUAUACACGGCAACACAUAUCGAUAUCUAUGAUAUCGAGAGCGGCGAGUGGGUGCAGACCAUCAAUAUUCCGAACGCGCGGCCCUUGGACGAGAGCGGGUGGAUCUGCUAUGUGUGUGGCACCAACAACGGGUUCCCCUUCUCCAGUGACGCUUCACCCUUCCUCGUCUACCUGCGGCCGCUUCUCACGCAGGGCCCAUUGAGCAUGGACCACGCGUCGCUAUGGGGUACGGGCAAACGAAGAUUCUCUAUUAGAGAACAGAGCCAUCAGGCGCAAGAAGCACACAACAGAUUAUCGGAGAGGCGCUCGCGGUUGAUUUCAGCUCCAACGAACUUUGCGCACCUGUCGCACAUGGGGCCAGGUGACGGCAUCCGCUCGCAGCGACUGCUGGACCUGCCCACUACGGUUGAGACUGCCGAUGAUCAACCACAGCAAUUGUACAGCAGUAGAGAAAGCAGUAAGCGAACGUCACCCCUUACAAUAUCGCAUGGCACCGGCUCGUAUAACGGUUCGUGGCGUAGCGUGUCUCGUCCUCGCGAGGGCCCUCCUGCAGCCCCGUUGGACGCACCGCCCUCGCCGCCAUUACCGCACCACAGACCCAUGGAGAGAUCAAUCGGCGGUGGGUCUCAAGGCAGUGGGUCGUUGUUAUUAGAGCGGUCGAUUACGCCACUCAGCCUUGGCAGCAUGAGCUCGCUGCACGAUGUACUUAAAGUCGGCACCGAGCCUGGCGAAGGCUUGCAUUCAGAAGACUCCAGCUGCGGUGCUUCGCCGCCUCAUCCGCUGGAUCCCUGAUGAAUCGAAACGAAUUCAUGGACUCUAUCCAUGUCUCCUUUCUACGCUUGUUUCUGUUGAGACUCGAGGCUACACACACCGUAUGCUAUGUAUAUUAAAAUUAUAUCACUGUUUAUAUGGAAUAUCGCGAUCAUACUGAAUGGGAGACAACUGAAAUGGCUCCAUUUGAAAUAUUCCGUAAUCAGACGGUCACACGUUCGAGCGAUCUCGAGGUUACUCCCUAUUUACUGAAUCUCGUAUAUACUAACGGCGUUAAAUCUUGUAACCGCCAAGGGCGCUGCAAAAUUUGCCGUAGAUGCUAGUGUUUUAACAAUAUGUAAUCUCAUGGUAGGGAUACUGUUUAUUGAAUCCCAUACACUGACUGACGCGGACUCGCGAAACUCUUGAAUGUGUGACCGCCUUCUGUCGGUGGAAUCACGGGUUAUUUGUUUUGUAUAACUUUAUGAUUUUUUACAUUUAUUUAGCGUUUUACUUUGGCAUGAAAUUGUUAACUAUGCCCAAAAUCGACGACGAGUGUAACGCCUGCAGAGGUAAAACAAUAUUCUCGUUGUUGUUAUUUGCUAACAAGU
Messenger RNA from Hyposmocoma kahamanoa, 5811 nucleotides. RefSeq names its product serine/threonine-protein kinase Genghis Khan (gene gek). Gene Ontology annotation, molecular function: ATP binding; protein serine/threonine kinase activity. The transcript has 43 exons. The record is from RefSeq and is a predicted model, not a curated record. Gene Ontology annotation, biological process: peptidyl-threonine phosphorylation; actomyosin structure organization. The coding region runs from base 206 to 5242 and encodes 1678 amino acids. Gene Ontology annotation, cellular component: cytoskeleton; cytoplasm. NCBI's taxonomy places the organism in Eukaryota, Metazoa, Arthropoda, Insecta, Lepidoptera, Cosmopterigidae.